AUGACAGAUGCUUACAGGCUGCUGCAAAGUGGCGGGCCCGACACACUCGCGAAGUUUUGCGCUGACAACAAUGUAAAGGUGGACGAUGUGUGGGUCCCGCUUCUGCUACUGCGUCCUCCACGUGCAAAGAACGACACCCCCGUGCCCAUUUCUCCCACCACGGCUAUUGUGCUUCUUGAGCAUGCCAGUGGGAGACUGGUGACGCGGCGCGGUGAAAUUUUGGCGCAUAUCCCGCUUUUGUUUGUCGAUGAGCACAAUCUGGCUCUUCCACCUAGCGCCGUGCCAGAUGACUGCACCGUCUUCGUCCGGGCCUCCAAAAGCAUGAUAAAGAAGCGCAUGGCGAAGGGGAUGCAGAUUCUGCAUCGCCCCAUUACGAGUGAUCAGGCUAUUUCUGAGGGUUCUGCUUUAGUCGUGGCGGGAGAAACCCAACUUGCUCGAAAACGUCUGCGAACAAGCACAAAAAGUGGGGCUGACACAGAGACCAUGACAGGAGAUACAGGGGCUGCAGCACAGCAGCGGAAGAGAACGGUAGAGAUGGGUGUACGGUUUGAAGAAUACCUUCAAAAGGCCUUGGAGGAGUCCCGCGGUGGUCAGGGAGCUCAUGGCGGUGUUAUUAUGAAGGAGACGAUGGCCAAUCUUCUUCGCGUGCGUGAUGCGGUGCCGCUCCACUUCGUGAUGCGUGGAAAACCACAAACCACAAUUCAUGUCAAAGGCGUUGCAUGGAAUAUUCCGGACUGGCGAGUCCUUUAUCGCGUUUUUAGGAGGGGUGGCACAGUGGAUGCGGCAUCCAAAACUACCUACAACGAUGCCGCCCGGCUCAUUGCCGUUUUUAUGAUUGACAAUGUCCUCAUCCGACGUGAACCCAUACGUGCGUACCUGCAACGGGGACAUCAUGUGUGGUCCCUGGCAGAUCUGGAUUUGCCCUCUGCCGUGCACAAGCUUGCCGAAAAGGGUUACCGCAUCGUUUUACUGGAUCAUUAUCCCUCACUUCACCAUGGCAAUGAGAUUGCGCUUGAGGCGAAGCUAAACCCCGUUGCAGAACUCUGUCAACAGCAUUUCAGCUGCGACGUGACGGUGGUGGUAUCAACAAUGUCUUGCAUCAGUGCAACCCACCGACGUGACGGAAUGCCCUUUAUUCUUCCAUACUCUGGCUUGUGGCAGUUUUUUACAAUUCAGUUGAACGGCGGCCUCCGCGCCGAUGCGGAAUCGUUGCUUGUGGGUGAGUCUCUGGGGGAUGUAGAGUACGGCCGUGCAGAUGUGUUAUCUCAGGGACGACGGGAUGCAGAGUUUGCGAGGAACUGUGGUCUUCGUUACAUGGAUAGCGACCGCCUUAAGAAGGAAGCACUGUAG
Trypanosoma rangeli is the source of this 1350-nucleotide messenger RNA. RefSeq lists its product as uncharacterized. The record is from RefSeq and is a predicted model, not a curated record. The transcript has a single exon. The coding region runs from base 1 to 1350 and encodes 449 amino acids. Lineage: Eukaryota; Euglenozoa; Kinetoplastea; Trypanosomatida; Trypanosomatidae.